Molecule: messenger RNA, 4409 nt
Organism: Catharus ustulatus (Swainson's thrush)
Lineage: Eukaryota; Metazoa; Chordata; Aves; Passeriformes; Turdidae
Gene: ARFIP1
Product: ADP ribosylation factor interacting protein 1
Exons: 10
Coding region: 1259-2965 (568 amino acids)
Biological process (GO): intracellular protein transport; regulation of Arp2/3 complex-mediated actin nucleation
Cellular component (GO): trans-Golgi network membrane
Molecular function (GO): protein domain specific binding; phospholipid binding
Source: RefSeq, a predicted model, not a curated record
UGGGGCUGCAUUUAAAGGCUACACCGAUCUUUGAAAAAUGUUUGCAAAUUGAGCACCUGCCAGUAAUUCGUUACUUUUUUGCGCGCCGCAUGGCUACUCGCUGCUAAACAAAAGUGCGCCUCAUAGUCCAGUGCGCCUUAUAUGAUCUACAAAGUUGCGAAAUUUGCCAACUCCCAGGGGAUGCGCCUAAUAGUCCGGUGCUCCAUAUGAUCGUGAAAUUACUGUAACUUUCAACCUCAUUGUUGUUAUAAUUUAUCUCCAUUUCUAAUUCGAAAGUUCUCUAUUGUAACUUUUUACAAUAGUCUCUGGUGUUACUUCCCUCCAGUAGAGUACAGCAUCUCAAUUGCAUCAAGAAGGGUCAGCAUAAACUCCUUAUUACUUUCUACACAGUCAACAAGUUUCUUGAUAAAACAGUGCCGGUACUUAACCUUCAGACUUCUGAUAAUCCUUUCUUCCAUAACUAUACAUGAAGGAAGGAAAGAACACUGGAGGAAAGAACACUAAUUUGACAGUGUUCAGGUUCUGUGUGAGGUGGGAGAGUCAACAAGAAUCGGCAUUGCUGUGCUUGAAAUCUGUUAUCAAGUUUAUGCAUCCACUGUUCAAAGAUUCCUGAAGUCACGCACGUCCUAUCAUUUGCUUCAUAAUUCACUGGCAGCGACUUCACAUCUUUGAAAGAGCACGGAUUUUUGCUUUUUCCUAUAAUGAGCAGAGGGAGUUUCUCAGAGCCAGCCAUAUUUGUACACUACAUCACUACAGUGACGCUCUCUUUGCUUUUUUUACCUACAGAGCAAGUUUCCCCUUUAAAUGCAAAAGUGUUAUGUGGUAACAUCUGAUACAACAACUUAGUCUCCUGUAUGAAAAACACAUUUUUUGGCUGAUAAUAAUUUAAAUAUAUAUAUAUAUAUAUAAGGAAGCACAUUUUGGUACCAAAGAGUUGGAGCACCCACUGCAAGAGCAGCAGCUGCUUCUACAGGCUCAGCUCUGAAAACUAACCAUACCUCGACUUGAAACGAUCGAGCCAGCCAUUGCUGCAUACAAAAUCAUAGUGUCCAAGCUUCUGGGCAAAAGCAUUCGCCUUGAGGCUCAACAUAUGGCCAUUGACAUUCAAGCACUGUACCAUUUCAUUAAUGCCUCCUCCAGGUCGGCAUAAAAAGCAGUCAUCAGUCUUUUCCUUUUAGGAUCAAACUGUAAGGUUUCAAAGGCUUCCAAAAAAACUUUUUCCUUAUUCUUCAUAAUCUAAGACAGGGAGUUCCUCUUGAUGCCAUACUUGGCUGCAACGUCCGCUUUUUUCUUGCCGCUCUCCACAGCGCUUAUGAUGUCAAUUUUCUCCUCGAUAGAUAUGCUCUUUUUCAUCCUCACUGGGGGUUCGGGCAGAGCCUCUGCCAUGGCACCGAGUAGCGUCUCCCAAGCGCGCCCAUCCGCGCCCACAGCCAGGCAGGCUCCUUCUCUGCCGCUCCGGUUGCUUUCUCAGCCGGCAGCCGGAUCUCACGGGCACGGCACUUGGCGGAGCUGGAGCAAUCUCCCGGGCGGUGCUGGCGGUGGUUGCCAUGGCUGUGACCAUAGACAUGACGGCCUAGAGGGGCCGCCGCCGUCAUCCUCUUUCCGGCCCGGCGCUUCCGGCUCCUACUGCUACCGGAGAAGGAAGAAAAUAAAGCUUGAGAGGGUCGCUGGCGACGCCCCGCCUGAUCUCCUCCGUCCACGUUUCCCUCCCUACGUCCUGCCCUCCCGUCUCCUGCAGCACGACGCUCCCGGGGCCGCAGCGGCGCCGCCGGCAGGUAUGUCAGAACACAGCAGUGAAUCCACAACACUUGAUGAAUCUCAUCCAUCUGCAGAAGAGGUCCAGUCUGGCUCUGAGGAAAGUGCAAUGGCUCAAGAAUCUCCCAAAAAUUCAGCGGCAGAAAUUCCUGUGACUAGCAAUGGACAGCUGGAAGAUUCUCAUGAGUACAACUUUAACAGGAACUUGAAAUGUUCAUUACCAGUUGGACUUGGACUUUCUGAAACCAAAAUAACAUCUCAUGGCUUUGAUGGUGCCAAAGAGGGAGUUGUUGAGGCAGGACAGUUUCCAAGAAAAGAUUCCUCAGCAUCACCCACAUCGUCUGUUGUAUCUCUUAGCAGUGCAGCAGCUAGCAGACUGGCUGGGCAAGGGGGCAGAGCUCAGCAGAAGAGUGGACCUGUUGUGUUAGCAGAUGAAGUAAAGAAUCCAGCGAUGGAAAAACUGGAAUUGGUGAGAAAGUGGAGCCUGAACACUUACAAGUGUACACGUCAGAUCAUCUCUGAAAAACUGGGUCGUGGCUCAAGAACAGUAGACUUGGAACUAGAAGCUCAGAUAGAUAGAUUGAAAGACAACAAAAAAAAAUAUGAAAAUAUCUUGAGACUGGCACAGACACUGUCCACGCAACUGUUCCAGAUGGUACAUACCCAAAGGCAACUUGGAGAUGCAUUCGCUGACCUGAGUUUGAAAUCAUUGGAACUUCAUGAGGAGUUUGGCUACAAUGCAGAUACGCAGAAACUUCUUGCUAAAAAUGGAGAAACACUUCUUGGGGCUAUUAACUUUUUUAUUGCCAGUGUGAAUACAUUGGUGAAUAAAACAAUUGAGGAUACGUUGUUGACUGUGAAACAGUACGAAAGUGCCAGGGUUGAAUACGAUGCUUAUCGAACAGACCUGGAAGAGCUGAAUCUUGGCCCUCGUGAUGCAAACACUCUACCAAAGAUUGAACAAUCACAGCAACUGUUUCAAGUGCAUAAAGAGAAAUAUGACAAAAUGCGUAAUGAUGUAUCUAUCAAAUUGAAAUUUUUGGAAGAAAAUAAGGUGAAAGUAUUGCACAAUCAGCUUGUUCUGUUCCACAAUGCCAUUGCUGCGUACUUUGCUGGCAAUCAAAAGCAGCUUGAACAGACACUUAAACAGUUCCACAUCAAAUUGAAAACUCCUGGUGCAGAUGCCCCAUCCUGGCUUGAAGAACAGUAAUCAGAGCAUAGAAGAGGACCCAAUGUUAACCUAAAAUUCUUUAAAUCUGAGAAUAAUUAAGGGUUGGGUUGAAGGACUGUUGUACUGAUUCUUGAACAGACAGCUUUAAAUUUUUUCCCCUUUUAUAAUACUGAAUUUAUAAAACUGAAUUUGAUAGGAAAGUGGGUGACUUUAAGGUAACUAAAGUAAUUUCUGUCAUUUCAAAUAUAGAGCACUCCUUUUCUAUGUAAAGGUUAGUAGUUUUUUCUGUAACUGGGAUAGGGGAGGGAAGGAGGGAGGUGAAACAAAACUACUAUAGAUUUGCACUGACAAAUGAUGCUUGUGAUAUCUGGUGUUUUGGUGGCUAGUCAAAAUAUUUCCAAAUGGAGGUUUACAUGAUUUGUACCAACAUCUGGUAUUUUCUAGAUGAAUACAGAAAACACCUUUAGUAAUUUUCAUAUAACUUUAAAAAAAAGGAGAAAGUCAAAAGACUAUUUUGCAGAUGAAUAAUAUAAGGGCUAUAUGUGGUAUCUGCAUAUAAGGCAACAGUAGCAGAUGGUUCAUUGACAAGUGGAAUUGCAGCAAAUACCUGUUUUUAAAAUGUACCUUUCCAUCAAAGGGCUAAAAAAAACAAAGAAAAAACACUAAAGCAAGAAUCACUGUCAGUCUGAGGCUUCUGAGCCUGAUUUUGCUUUGCACCAAGUGGUUUGCUGAGCGAGGCCAACCAUUAAAUUUACUAAUUUCAUUUAAAAUAUUUAUUUCUCUAUGAAACAAAUACCAUACUAGCCUUAAAUCACAGGUAUGUGCCUUUUUAUAAGAUCAUAUUUUCCACCAGUGUACAUAAUCUAAGAACCCUUUCAUGUAAUAGUUUGUCAGUUCCCAACAAGGGGAAGAUGACUCUCUAAAUGCAUUGCCAUUGUACACUUAGAGCAAGUUAAAGCUUUAGUUAAACUUCAUGGACAGGUAUGAUUUUGAGAGGAAAUUGACCUAGUAUGUUUUUUGUUUAAUUGAAAAGCAUACUUCAGUAAUGGUGGUGAAAUGGAGGACACUUUUUAAUUUCUUCAUCAUUUCUGUAGUCUUUAAAUGUAAAAUUAUACGUCAUUUUUAUCACAGACAUUUUAAAUUCAAUAUAUUGGGGUCCUCAUUUCACAUUAUGUUGCUUUAUGUUAAGUAAAAUGAAAUGCUUCAAAUAUGUUAUUUACAACUGUGUGGAUUGUAUGAUUUAUGUACUGUACAUUCAAACAACUUUCAGCUGACAUUCUUAAAGUUUUCAGUGCUUAACACAACUGUAAUGUAACUGUAAAUCAAACUUUUUAAUCAUUCCUCAUUAAAUUCGUGGCUUGACAGAGCCUUCUUUAUGUUUUUGUUCUGUCGGAAUCUCUUGUAAUAGCUCAAUUACGUUCCCUAGAAUGUAUAUCUUACGUGAAUUUUGUAUUCCUAUUAAACAUGUUUGCAGUCAAACUUU